Molecule: messenger RNA, 2104 nt
Organism: Gymnodraco acuticeps
Lineage: Eukaryota; Metazoa; Chordata; Actinopteri; Perciformes; Bathydraconidae
Gene: atp6v1c1b
Product: ATPase H+ transporting V1 subunit C1b
Exons: 13
Coding region: 239-1387 (382 amino acids)
Biological process (GO): proton transmembrane transport
Cellular component (GO): vacuolar proton-transporting V-type ATPase, V1 domain; lysosomal membrane
Molecular function (GO): proton-transporting ATPase activity, rotational mechanism
Source: RefSeq, a predicted model, not a curated record
CGGUCACGUGAAGGCGCAGCAGCUUUUGCGCAUGCGCAGAACAACCGUCCUGAUCAGCUGACUGUGAGAUGCUGUGUUGAAGCACAUUUGAGUCUUAAAGCUGUUAUUUUCUGUGGUGCGUAUGGAAAGCUGUGACUCUUUAACUGAAUUACACCGUGUGGACAAAACGCUGAAGCCAUUAAUCACAUCGUGAAUCUUUACAUCAAACUCCCAGUAGACCAACCUUCUACCAGCAGCUAUGACUGAAUUCUGGUUGAUCUCUGCUCCGGGGGAGAAGACGUGCCAGCAGACCUGGGACAAGCUGAUGGUGGCCACCACACGCACCAACAACCUCUCCGUUAACAACAAGUUCAACAUCCCUGAUCUCAAGGUGGGAACUCUAGAUGUCUUAGUGGGCCUGUCAGAUGAGCUGGCUAAACUAGACACUUUUGUGGAAAGUGUGGUGAGGAAGGUCGCUCAGUACAUGGCCGAUGUCCUGGAGGACAGCCGCGACAAAGUCCAGGAAAAUCUGCUUGCUAAUGGAGUGGACCUGGUCACCUAUAUCACCAGAUUUCAGUGGGACAUGGCUAAGUAUCCAAUCAAACAGUCGCUGAAAAACAUCUCUGAGAUCAUCGCCAAGCAAGCCUCUCAGAUAGACAAUGACCUGAAGGCCAGAGCUUCAGCCUACAACAACCUGAAGGGAAACCUGCAAAACCUGGAGCGGAAGAAUGCGGGGAGCUUGUUGACCAGGAGUCUGGCCGACAUAGCGAAGAAAGAUGACUUUGUGCUGGACUCGGAGUACCUGAUUACCAUGCUGGUGGUUGUCCCAAAGACCGGAUAUGGAGACUGGCAGAAGACGUAUGAAAGCCUGUCAGAGAUGGUGGUGCCACGCUCCACAAAGCUGCUGUUUGAAGACAACGACAGCGGCCUGUUCAGUGUCACUCUCUUCAGGAAGGCUAUCGAUGACUUCAAACACAAAGCCAGGGAAAACAAGUUUACGGUGCGUGAUUUCCAGUACAAUGAGGAGGAGAUGAAGGCCGACAAAGAAGAGAUGACACGGCUGUCCACUGACAAGAAGAAACAGUUUGGGCCUCUGGUACGAUGGCUGAAAGUGAAUUUCAGCGAAGCCUUCAUUGCAUGGAUUCACAUAAAAGCCCUGCGUGUGUUUGUGGAGUCUGUAUUAAGAUAUGGGCUGCCCGUGAACUUUCAGGCCAUGCUGCUCCAGCCCAACAAGAAGAACAUGAAGAAACUGAGAGAGGUGCUCAACGAACUGUACAAACACCUGGACAGCAGCGCCGCCAUCAUCGAUGCUGUCAUGGACAUCCCCGGGCUGAACCUGAGUCAGCAGGAGUACUACCCCUACGUUUACUACAAGCUCGACUGCAACCUGCUGGACUUCAAAGUCUAGAAAGAUUUCCAUCAUCAUCUCAUUUUCUGUGCAGUUUGAUGUGACAUGUGCCCCAAGCUUUAAUUUAUUUCCACCUGGUUUUUCCUGUUUUUAUUUUUCUUUCCUUUUGUCUUGCCCUUCUAUGUUCCUCUCUCAUGCUGCUGUUACAUUCCUGGGUCUAUAUUGAAUAUGUUGUUGAACUGUUGUUCUAAAAUACUGGACAAAUGUGGACCUUUUAUGAUCUUUGGUAUUUCCCUUUCUACCUAGCUGUAAAAGGGCAAUGCUCCCAAGACAUGGAUGACAUUCCCUGUCAAAGGACAUUAAAUGAUGGUUUGUUUUUUCCCCCGUCAACCCACUUCAUGCAAAGCAUCAAAAACUAUACAUGUGGGGAAAAUGCAGAGAAAAAUAAAUGUAUGUUAACUAUAGUAUUUAUUUUAAGCCUCUAAAAUCAGUAAAUAGGUUUUUGUUUGCUCGGUUUUUUGGAAGUGAUGUGUUUUUAGCUCCAUGUAUGUUUACAAGUAGAUGUUGACCAUUGUUUCACCCCAAAGCUAUAAUCCUUUCAAAAUACUGAGACGUAUCAUCCUACAGUAUAAUGAAGCAAUAUGUUUGCUGAUUUGCUAUUAAGCAGUUUGAGAAAAUAAUGAUCAAUCUAUGUGCAAAUACUGUAUUGUCCUUAUCAAUGAAAAGUACAACACAUAUUUAAAAUCGAUGUGAAAAAUAAAUACUUUAUGUGAUGAC